Molecule: messenger RNA, 978 nt
Organism: Psilocybe cubensis
Lineage: Eukaryota; Fungi; Basidiomycota; Agaricomycetes; Agaricales; Agrocybaceae
Product: putative endoplasmic reticulum membrane protein
Exons: 3
Coding region: 1-978 (325 amino acids)
Cellular component (GO): endoplasmic reticulum
Source: RefSeq, a predicted model, not a curated record
AUGUUGGCGUCUUGUUCUCUAGCUGCAAUACUGGCAGCCUGUCUACACUUUACGAACGCUGUGGACGUGUAUUUAUCUCCUUCAGCCUUGUAUCUUCACUCGGAUUUGUCGCCAGAGGACGCGAGCACUGCGCUUUCUCGGCACCUUGGACUCGAGGCUUUUGAACCGUUGUGGGGAAAUUCAGAUCCUGUAUACAGUGAAGAGCUUUUUGUAGGACAAGGGCCUAAGAGUGCGCUUCUCGUCACUGUCGAAGAAAGAGACGCACCAGUAUUGUCGACAUACCUACAUCAAGCCAGCACCAACUUCGCGUCCAUCUUUUCUUCUUUCCAAUUCGGGCAAUCAAAUGACGUAGCAUCCCUUGUAUCUUUCUUCAAAACCUCAGAACAACCUGCGUUUGCUGCAGUCGAGUUGUCCAAGCUACAUGAUAUUGGAGAGCAAGGAGGACGAUACAGUGAAGAAUACUUGGACAUUGCUGAUGAAAUCCGUGCCUUGUUGCAACAACUCAUAGACGACGAUCGCUUUACCGUGGCGGUUCUUACCUAUACCUCCCCUUCAGUGAACAAACGAGCUGCACCUCAAGAAACUCAGGCACCUCUCCCUCCAUCAGAUAAGCUACCCCCACAACAACCUAUUGGAUCGAUUUCGACCUGUUUUACGACCUUGGACGCCUGUAAUAACGGCACCUCUACUUGCUCAGGCAGAGGCCAAUGCCUCCAAGCUUCAAAGGCUGGGCGAACAUGUUUUGUAUGCAGCUGUGGCAUAACAACCACUGGAGAGGGAAACAAAAUCAAGACUGAUCACUGGGCAGGCGAAAGCUGUGAACGUAAGGACAUCAGUGGUCCAUUUGUUCUACUCACUGGAACUGUGAUCGUGAUUAUUUUGCUCAUCGUUGGCUCCAUUUCUCUACUUUACACUGUAGGGGAUCAACCCUUGCCAAGCACCCUGUUAGCAACUGCUGUUCCUACCAAAAAGGAAUGA